CUAUACAACAGCAGCAACAUGUUCAAAUAUAUCACAUUCGCCGCUCUCUUCGCCAUCGCCACCGCUGCUCCCGGUUUCAUCGCUCAACCCGUUGUGGUCAAAGUGCACACCGUUCCAUCUGCCACCUCCCACCAGAGCAUCACUCAAGUACACAACAACGCCCACAUUGUUACGCCGGUGGUGAAAGCUGUGGCUCCAGUGGUUCAUGUUGCUCCAGUUGGGAAGACCUACUCUGCUCCUGUGGUUCCAGUAGUCAAAACUGUUGCUCCAGUCGUUCCCGUGGUUCAUGCCGCUCCCGUAGUUCCAGUUGUGAAAUCCUACUCCGCCCCAGUGGUUCAUCAUGUUCCAGUUGUUGCGCCCGUCGUACCAGUGGUUCAUGGUGCUUCAGUCGCCCGCUUUGUUCACCAUUAAUACAA
Bactrocera latifrons is the source of this 416-nucleotide messenger RNA. Its product is annotated as protein app1-like. Bases 19 to 411 code for a protein of 130 amino acids. The transcript has 2 exons. The record is from RefSeq and is a predicted model, not a curated record. Lineage: Eukaryota; Metazoa; Arthropoda; Insecta; Diptera; Tephritidae.